This is a messenger RNA of Astrephomene gubernaculifera, 2104 nucleotides long. The record is from the annotation of a GenBank genome assembly. Lineage: Eukaryota; Viridiplantae; Chlorophyta; Chlorophyceae; Chlamydomonadales; Astrephomenaceae.
GGCUUAGUUUUACAUGCAUAUAGUCUACCUUUGCUUUCCUCAGACUAUUCCUACUGUCAAAAGUCUACACGCCUGUUUCGAUUAGGACUGCUAUUAGACCGCUUUUACCUUUACCACGCGCAACCAUGCGCCUUUAUAUACUUGCAGCUUUACUUAGCCUGUCUGCUAUAGCGCAUGGAGCUAGUGUUAAUGACGAAGCCAACUGGGGAGGCCUUCCAGAUCACCUGCUGCCGACUGCUCUUGUAAUGCAUCAUGAAGCGGACAAACAGUUCGAGGAAGAGGCGACGCCUUGGGUGGAGCAGGUCGGCCUGCGUCCCCGCUCUUACCUCUACCACAACUUCCUAACAAAGGCGGAGAGGGCACACAUUGUGAGGCUGGCAGCCCCCAGGCUCAAGCGCUCUACUGUCGUGGGGCACAACGGCGAGGGUGUCGUCGACGAUAUCCGCACCAGCUACGGCAUGUUCAUCCGGCGCCUGGCUGACCCCGUCAUCGCCCGCAUCGAGAAGCGCAUUGCGCUUUGGACGCAUCUGCCCCUCGAAAACCAGGAGGAUAUCCAGGUGCUGCGCUACGCACACGGCCAGACUUACGGCGCUCACUAUGACUCUGGCGACAACUCCAAGGAGCCAGGUCCCAAGUGGCGUCUGGCAACCUUCCUGAUGUACCUUUCCGACGUCGAGGAGGGCGGCGAGACGGCCUUCCCGCAGGAUAGCGAGUGGGCGGAUCCUACCAUUCCCGAGCGCAUCGGCCCCGUGUCUGACUGCGCCAAGGGCCACGUAGCUGCCAGGCCCAAGGCCGGUGAUGCCGUGCUCUUCUACUCGUUCUUCCCCAACAUGACUAUGGACCCCGCCGGCAUGCACACCGGCUGCCCAGUCAUCAAGGGCAUCAAGUGGGCGGCGCCAGUCUGGAUGCACGACAUUCCCUUCCGCCCAAGCGAGAUCGCGGACGGGGUGCAGCAGAUGCCCGACAACGACCCAGAUGCCGGCACCUGUGUGGACACGCACCCCCGCUGCCGGGAGUGGGCGGACUCAGGGGAGUGUAUUCGCAACAAGGGCUUCAUGGCGGGUGGCUUUGACAACCUAGGGACGUGCCGCAAGAGCUGCAAUGCCUGCGAGUCUUGCAGCAGAGGCGAUAUGGACUGUAUCAACCGCAACCGCGUGCGGGGCGGCUACUGGAAGCUGGACAAAGAGGAGCUUGAGUGGCUGGGUGCUGGCGACCUGUGGCAGGAAGAGGCGUCGCUUGAGCUGUAAGCUCGGCCUGCGGGUAUGGAAGCGGUGGUUGCGGGGCGGCCUUGCCGUUGUUGCCUUGGUAACGUUUAUGUUGUGUGUUAAGGCAGCACGAGCAAAGGUUUGAGAGGCCUGCUAGAUGUUGUUGAGGACGUGUACAGUGUGUGCUCGGACGCAGCCUUUAAAUAUGUGAGACUGUUGUAGUCGUGAUUCACGGAGUCCUAGAGCCAUUACCCAGCGUAGACACUGCCGUGUUGUUAAAGGGUUUUAUUGCUUCGGAGUCUGAGCUGUGAGGACUCGUAAACUUUGGUGCCAUUGACAUGCACACGGCGGUGUUGCUGUUGGUGCCCCCGUGAUUGGUGCUUGGGGUGCUGUUGGCGGCAGAGUUGAUGCGUAGUAUGUCCUGUACGGCUUGGGCAGAACCUAGUUGACGUGGAAAGUGUUUAUUUACUCUGGUGUACUUUGUUUCAGGACCCACUUCCUUUUGCAGCUGGGGCGUAGUUAUCCCCGCUAUCUAGGUAUUCUUUUCUUACACAGUGCAACCUGGUGCGAGCUUAACUAAGUGCAUAAGACUAUACUAACUUGUCGCGUUACGUCUUGCGUGGUAGGAAUGCGGAUGGGAGCGCCAGUGUGCAGUCAUCUUGCAUGUUAGCACAAUAAACCGUUUAAGACAGACGCUGUGUGAUCGCAUGCAUUGUUUGUACAGGGUUCCACACGCUGGUGCUGCCCAUUUAUUACAUCAAUGCUUUCUCAAGUACCAAUAAUGUGUUUGGAAUGGGCCAGCUGGUAGAUGCCGUGGUGGAGGGAACCAAGACAACCCACAUGCGCAUUGGGGGCAGUUUGCUUCAAAAACAGGUGCUCAUGUAAGAAUCUGGCUUCUG